Messenger RNA from Eremothecium sinecaudum, 699 nucleotides. It is a transcript of the gene IAH1, whose product is annotated as isoamyl acetate-hydrolyzing esterase. NCBI's taxonomy places the organism in Eukaryota, Fungi, Ascomycota, Saccharomycetes, Saccharomycetales, Saccharomycetaceae. Bases 1 to 699 code for a protein of 232 amino acids. The record is from RefSeq and is a predicted model, not a curated record. The transcript has a single exon.
AUGGAUUUUGAGAGAUUUUUAUUGUUCGGUGAUUCCAUUACUGAAAUGGCUUUUAAAUCCAAAAUAGCCGGUGAAGACCACCCAGAUGAGUUCACGGUUGGAGCUGGUCUGACUGAUGUAUAUGCACGUAAAAUGGAUAUUGUUUUGCGCGGUUUCAGCGGCUAUAAUUCCCGUUGGGCAUUGAAGUUGUUACCUAGGAUCCUAAGAUCAGAAAGGAAGAUUGCAAUUGCUUAUGUUUUCUUCGGUACUAACGAUGCAGCUAUCGGUGGAACUCAAUCAGUUCCAUUGGAUGAAUAUAAGCAUAAUAUGAGCAAGUUAGUUGAGAUGCUUCAAGAAGUUGAUGUCAAGGUUAUACUAGUGUCACCAGCUUUACAUGAUGCCGAGAACCCUGAGAUGCUCGCUGAAGAAGACAGUAGAAGCAAUGAAAAUAACAAACUUUACAGGGAUGCCUUGCAUGAAGUUGGCGACAAGUACGAUACAGGAUUUGUUGAUUUGUAUUCUGCGUUCCAAAGAGUUGGCUGUACAAAAUGGCAAGAACUAUUAAGUGACGGUAUACACUUCACAGGAAAGGGUUAUAAGGUGUUCUUCGAUGAAUUACUCUCUGUAAUUGCUGACAAAUAUCCGGAAUAUCACCCAGAUAACAUGCCACGGAUAUGUCCAGACUGGACCGAGGUCUUAGCAGAUGGUUCUAAUUUAUGA